Molecule: messenger RNA, 999 nt
Organism: Engraulis encrasicolus (European anchovy)
Lineage: Eukaryota; Metazoa; Chordata; Actinopteri; Clupeiformes; Engraulidae
Product: major histocompatibility complex class I-related gene protein-like
Exons: 6
Coding region: 136-999 (287 amino acids)
Biological process (GO): immune response
Cellular component (GO): external side of plasma membrane
Source: RefSeq, a predicted model, not a curated record
GUUGGCUGUUGAGUUUCUUCUAACCUCUGUAUCCUUGCCGUGUGCUGACAUUUCAGGCGACCCCAUUUGAAUUCCAGGAGACCCCGCAUGGGGUCCCGACCCCAGUGUUGAAAAAACAAAGGAAUAGCUGGGAAGAUGUGGAGGGUGAUCGUACUUUUAGUCGGUCGUGUAAUCCAAACUUCUUCAGAUAUCUUCACCCUGCAGCAAUACUACACCGCCAUGUCUGGAAUCCAAGGCGUUCCUGAAUAUGUGGAGACUGAUGUGUUCGACGGUAGAGAAAUUUGCUACUACGACAGCAACAACAGGAGGAAAGUUCCCAGGAUGGAGUGCAUGGCCACUCUGGACCCACAGUACUGGAACACUAGCACCAAAGAGUCACAAAGAAGCCAGCAGGAGUUUGAGAGGAUAUUUGCAUUGGAGAGGUAUAAAAGAAACGAAACUGGCGGUUUGCAUACUCUCCAAAUGACGUGUGGAUGCCAAUACGAUAGCAAAACUGGAAAGCCUCAAUAUUUUGGACCAAAAAAAGCAUAUGAUGGAGAGAAGCUGACUGCAGGACCGCUUGAAUUUACAUAUGAUUGCAUUAAGAUACUAAAAAUGUACAUUCUGAAUGUAUCAGGAUGCGUGGAUAAGACAGUUCCCCCAGAUGUUUCAGUCUUCCUCAGUGGUUUUCCCCCCUCUACAAUCAUGUGCCAUGCUACAGGCUUCUACCCGGAAGUGAACAUCACCUGGUAUAGAGAAGGCAAGCAGGUACAUGGAUCUGUAUCUGAUCUGCUGCCUAAUGGGGAUGGAACCUUCCAGAAGAAAUCUGUGAUCAACAUCUCAGCUGACACGUGGAGGGCUGUGCACCUGUACACCCAGUACACUUGUAAGGUGGAACAUGGAACUGAAUUCUUCAAGAUCACCGAAUAUGUCUACAGCUGUAAGAUCUCUGAUAUAGAACUGGGUCUUUUUAUCCACACCCUAAGGUUCUCCAACCGCUCUGGGUCUGAGGGCAACUGA